This is a messenger RNA of Pantherophis guttatus, 3755 nucleotides long. It is a transcript of the gene SH2B3, whose product is annotated as SH2B adaptor protein 3. Gene Ontology annotation, cellular component: plasma membrane. Lineage: Eukaryota; Metazoa; Chordata; Lepidosauria; Squamata; Colubridae. The record is from RefSeq and is a predicted model, not a curated record. Gene Ontology annotation, biological process: intracellular signal transduction. Gene Ontology annotation, molecular function: transmembrane receptor protein tyrosine kinase adaptor activity.
AGGCCCCCGGGCGGAGGGACGACCCCCCCCUCUCCCCGCAUCCGAGCCGAGGGCUCCCAGAGGAAGAGGCUCUGCAGUCCCGCAUCUUUCCCCGGACAGAACCUCACCAGGAGAUCUCCAGACUUGGCCAUGAAUGGACACACUGUCCCAUCAGGCGACUCCGGACACCCCGGUGGGUGGAACGAGUUCUGCAAGCAGCACGCCAUCACCACCGCCAGAGAGCUGGCCAGGGAGUACCUCCACUUCGUCAGCGAGAACCCCCAGCACGAAGUUUUGGCCGCUGAGAACUUCUCCCUUCAGUUUGCCGACCUCUUCCAGCAAUAUUUCCGCCACGAGGUGAAGGAUACGUACGGUACGGAGCAGCUCCAUAUCCUGCCCUUCAGCAGAGUGCGGGACUACCGGGAGACGGGCCAGAAACAUGCUGAGGGCUCCUCGGUCACGGUUGGGUCCAAGGUUGAGGUGGACUUGUCGGACCAGGUCACCCGGGCCUCUGAUGUCCGCUCCAGUGGACUACCCAAGUCCUGGAGUUCUGAAGAACUGGCGGCACCCGCCUCUUCGUUGGCCAUCAGGAGGCAUUUUUCUCUGGACCGGCUACGGAGGAGCUGGCGUAGCUUGUUCCGCCGGAGAUCCUCGGAGCCGGGCCCUGGCGAAGGGGAGAUGGCGGACUUGGUUUGGAGAUCUAGCCUGGCCCGAAAGAUCUUCCCGUGGACCAUCUCCAGGGAGGGCUCCUUGCAGAUCCAGAAAGAAGGGAAUCUGAAGUACAUGAUGGUGACGGAGGACAGUGGAACUCGCUGGCAGAAAUGCCGGUUAGUUUUAUACAAGGAAGGGUCUCCGGACCGCCAGAAUUACGCCUUGGCACUGUUUGAUCCACCCAAGAGCUCAAGGCCCAAACUGCGCUCCCCUUGCGUGGCCAUCCAAGAGACCCGGGCCUGCACUCGGCUGGAGAUGCCCGACCACGUGCACACUUUUGUGGUCAAGGUAAAUGCGACCACCGAAGUAAUAUUCCAGGCUGGAGACGAACAGCAAUUAGCCGCUUGGAUAGCGGAGAUUCAGCAGUGCCUCCCCAGAUCGGAAGGAGGCAACCUCGAGAGUAGCCCAGAUCCUCAUUCGGAGGCCGGCACCCCCAGCCCUGCCAACAGCAGCACCGACUCCCUGCACCAAGGGGCCUUGCUCUCCAGGCCCGCCGAGCAGCCGGCCCAGAGGAUCGACCACUACUUGUCCGCCUUCCCCUGGUUCCACGGCCCCAUCUCGCGGGUGAAGGCCGCCCAGCUGGUCCAGCUGCAAGGCCUGGAGGGACACGGGGUCUUCCUCAUCCGGCAGAGCGAGACCCGCCGGGGGGAAUACGUGCUGACCUUCAACUUCCAAGGCAAAGCCAAGCACCUGCGGCUUUCCCUGACGGAGCGGGGCCAGUGCCGAGUUCAGCACCUGCACUUCUCCUCCAUCCUAGACAUGCUGCAUCACUUCCAGCACUGCCCCAUCCCCCUCGAGUGCGGCACGGCCUGCAACGUCCAGCUCUCCCGGCACGUGGUGGUCAUCCCGCCCCUUCAAGCCUCCGGCCACCCAGCCGCCUUCCCUCCAUCCGGCCACCACUGCACGCCUGAGGUCAGCUUUGUCCAGCUGAAUCCGGCCGGCUGCCCCCGGAUCCGCCUGGCCGACAACCUUCGCCGCCACUCCGUGGAGCAGAUCUUCCACCUGGUGCCCCCUCCCGAAGAACUGGCCAGCAGCCUCCAGCACAGCCCCAGCCAGGCCGCCCCGGCCCCUUCGCCUGCGGCCCGUCAGUGGGACAGUGACUACGAGAUGGACGUGCAAAGCAGGCACACCUCCGGGCGGUCAGCACCAGUACACCUCCCUCUGACGCAGCUGGGGGAGCUCCCCACCACCACGGCGUUGGCCCAGGACGCUGAAUGUCCCUGCCGGAAACUCGGCCCUUCCAGCUGCAUUUCGUCUUUGGAAGGGCGUCCGCUCUCUUCCGGGUGCAGCUUUUCCAUCAGGAUCCCUCGGCCUGCGUGUUUCCCCCCCCGUCUCUCAUCGGUUUGCACGUCUUCCUUUUCCAUUUAGCCUUUUUGUUUGUUUUUUGGUGGUACCUGCCAGGUUUAGAGUGGCCAGUUGGGGUGUCCAGAUGCCCUUGGAUAACAACACCCGUUAAAGGCAAAUUCCUCUCGUUUGGCUGUGGCAACGCAAACGCAAAGCCAGCACUUUCAGUUCCAGAUCAAAACCAACCCCACUCCCUUCCUUCCUUCCUUCCAUUCCUCCUUCCUUCCUCCCUCCCUCUUCCUUCCUUUCUUCCGUUCCUUUCAUUUCUCCUUCACUCCCUCCCUUUCCCUUCCUUCUUUCCCUCCCCUCCCCCUCCCUCCCUCCUUCCCUUCCUUCUGGGUCAAGAUGUCCCCCUCUGGCUGCGAAGGCAUUUCAGAAGCUGCUCCUUCCCUUUUAAAAACCCUGAGAAAAAUCGCUUCCACCCCUUUAAAAUAACUUUAAACAAACCAGGAAGGCUGCCUUAAAACCAGCAUUUCAGAAGCUCAGGAGUCGCCCCAUUGUGGCCUUUUCCACGGAAGCACAACAUUGCUAGCCCCUCUCUUUUGCAAAGAGCUGCUCCCCGGCCUUGUGUCGGCCUACGUCAGAAGUCGAAAACCUAAUUUGGGAGGGGAGGGGAGGGGGGGAAAUGCACAAACGGCUACAGGGAUGUGCUCUCAGAAUCAAAAGUCGACGUUGUUAAGGACUUUUUAUUUCGGUGCGUUACGGAUUUCAAUUCUUGUUUUCCCUUCUGGUGGGCUAGGGAGGCCUGGGCAAAGGAGGCGAUGUGGGCCCAGGGCUGUUACAGGAGGGGGAACUUCCUAGUUCCCAUUGUGGGACCGAACGUACCUCGGGGAGGAACUGUAGGCUGCAAAACAGCCACCACAAAUCAUCUUAAUCUAGCUGUCAGCAGGAAGCUGGAAGGCAAAAGGGGAAGUGAUAAGCCUGUUCAGGGUUGCCAUCCCUUAACCAAACAGAGGAAGUUGAAAUGGCUGUUUUCUGCAAGGAGUUGGACUUUCGAGACAAGUUCAAACUCGCAGUGCCCGGAGAAGGCCAACAAACACCUGGCCUGUGGUGGUUGGGUUUGGGUUGGUUUUUUUAGCCAAUUCACACGUGCCUUUCACUGGAAGUGCCUUUUAUCUAAUCAGUGGCUCAACCUGGAAGGAAGUUUGGCUGGAAAGCCCCAGGAACUGCCAGGGGUGAACCUUGCAGCCCCUCCCUUGCUCUGUGAUCCCACCAAACAGCUAAUGGAGAAGCUCCCUUGGAGCAAGAGGGCGCCAGGUAGGCAGGGCGAGGUAUAUUGAAUUAAGCCUGAAAUUUAAUUUCGGAGCAACAUUAGCCACGUAAAAGAGCAGUGGGCUUCAAUUCUGGGAGUUGGAAGUCCACCUAUCUUAAAAUGGCUUGAGAAACAGAGCAAUGAUGAUUUGAUUUCCCUCUCUGGUGCAUUGCUGCAUCUCUAAACACCCAACAGAGCCUCAAAUAGAGGCCAACCAAACCACCACGAGAUCUGAGCCUCAACCAUUUGGGUUCCAACUACUUUGUACUGCCUUACAGGGUUUCAAAUUCAGUCCCUUUCCUUGCUAACAAGAGAUCAUCAUCUUUCAGAGAUUCUUUUGUGUUUAAGAUAAUACAUGGAGUUCCAAAGCUUUCUGGACAAUGGGAACAAAACCUCGCUUUCUAAACCCACAAACACCCGGGGGGGAGGGGGGGUUGGAAACGGGGGGCCUCGGGGAGAAUGGAACCCA